AUUUAUACACUGUGUCUGUUUAUGUAUCUUACUAUACAUGUCCAACUUAAAUCAAAACUGCUCCAUAAACGUUCAUACCAAAACACCACCUAAACUGUAUCUAAAAUCCCACACAAGCCAAAACCCGAUCUAAAUUGAAUAUAAUUAAUAAAUUCUUGUUUUACUAUAAUAUGAAUAUGAAUAAUAUGAAUAUGAACUAAAAACUUUGAAAUUAUUCUAUCUCAUCUAUGGACUAGAGUGACCAUGUGAUCAAUUGCAAGUGUAACCAUCAGCCACUGCCGCGCUCAGGUCACACUGCUCAACCAGGUUCCACGUCAAGCGCCGGAAAAAAACACGACUUGCAUUUAAUCAAUUUAUCUGGCGACCGGACGAACGGAUUUCGAGCAAGAUGGUGAGCCUGCUGCAAGAGAUCGACACCGAGCACGAGGACAUGGUCCACCACGCAGCGCUGGACUUCUACGGCCUACUGUUGGCCACCUGCUCCUCGGACGGCAGCGUCCGCAUCUUUCACUCGCGCAAAAACAAUAAGGCGCUCGCCGAGCUCAAGGGACACCAGGGACCAGUGUGGCAGGUGGCCUGGGCACAUCCCAAGUUUGGCAACAUACUGGCAUCGUGCUCCUACGACCGCAAGGUGAUCGUCUGGAAGUCCACAACGCCCCGGGAUUGGACUAAGCUCUACGAAUACAGCAACCACGACUCCUCGGUAAACUCGGUGGACUUCGCGCCAUCCGAGUACGGAUUGGUGUUGGCCUGCGCCAGUUCGGAUGGCUCGGUAUCGGUGCUCACCUGCAACACGGAGUACGGUGUGUGGGAUGCCAAGAAGAUACCGAAUGCGCACACGAUCGGAGUGAAUGCCAUCUCGUGGUGCCCCGCCCAGGCACCAGAUCCAGCAUUUGACCAGCGCGUAACUUCGCGUUCGGCGGCCGUAAAGCGCCUAGUGAGCGGUGGUUGCGAUAAUUUAGUGAAGAUUUGGCGGGAGGACAACGACCGCUGGGUGGAGGAGCACCGACUGGAGGCGCACUCGGAUUGGGUGCGCGACGUGGCCUGGGCGCCGUCGAUCGGAUUGCCCCGCUCGCAGAUUGCCACGGCUUCGCAGGAUCGCCAUGUGAUUGUGUGGAGCAGCAACGCAGAUCUAUCCGAGUGGACCUCGACUGUGCUGCACACAUUCGACGAUGCCGUGUGGAGCAUCUCGUGGUCAACCACCGGCAACAUUCUUGCCGUCACCGGUGGGGACAACAAUGUCACAUUGUGGAAGGAGAACACGGAGGGCCAAUGGAUCCGCAUCAACUACGAGUCGGGUACGGCCAUCCAGUCGAAGCAGCCCUCGCACCUUCCGCAUUCCCACUCCCAGCAGCAGCAGGCGCUACAACAGCACCAACAACAGGCGCCAUCGCAUCCAGGUCCUUCCUCCGAUUCGGAGCAUAGCUCGAACCUGUCCAACUCGCAGCUCUCCAACUGAGCCAGCCCCGAAAUAUUGUCGUGCUGAAGUCGUGGUUAAAAGUGUUACUUUACAAAUAUAUAUAUACGAAAUACUAUUUAAUGUGCCCCUUUAAACGCUGUUUAGUGUAUGUUUAUUUGGACUUCAUAUGGGAUCCCUAUUUGAAUCUUCUGAAAUUAUAAUGAAUUCUAAAGACAAGUUUUUGUCGAAAUGGUAUCAUUUUUUUUAAGUUUUAUCAAAUAUAUUUGCAAAUUGUAAGUAGUAUGUAUUUAAAAAUAAUAGUAUAAUAAGAUUUAAAUAAUUAACCAAAUUUUAUUCAAACUUAUUAUUUUUAACCAUACAGAUAAAUUCCAAAACUAAAAUUUUUACAC
Messenger RNA from Drosophila melanogaster (fruit fly), 1809 nucleotides. RefSeq names its product secretory 13 (gene Sec13). Gene Ontology annotation, molecular function: structural molecule activity. The transcript has 2 exons. The coding region runs from base 389 to 1459 and encodes 356 amino acids. Lineage: Eukaryota; Metazoa; Arthropoda; Insecta; Diptera; Drosophilidae. Gene Ontology annotation, cellular component: nuclear pore; lysosomal membrane; endoplasmic reticulum membrane. The record is from RefSeq and is marked reviewed.